This is a messenger RNA of Serendipita indica DSM 11827, 741 nucleotides long. The record is from the annotation of a GenBank genome assembly. Lineage: Eukaryota; Fungi; Basidiomycota; Agaricomycetes; Sebacinales; Serendipitaceae.
AUGAAGGGUAAAAGGCUUGGGCUAGAAGGGAGCCGCAGCUUGACUGGCUUCGAAGACGAUCGUAGCAAUGUCAAAGAAUGUACCAAUAUCGAUUCUCAUGAAGCUUGUUUCACUUUGAGUGGAUCCUCAAACUGGGCAGACCAAGUCGAGGAAGAGCUCUAUAAUGACCCGAAUGGCGCUCAGGCAAAUGAGAAGAAUGUGAUCAAUGAUGGCUCCUGGGUUUCAUCAACGAGCAUGAAUUUCGCGGGAGUAGACUACAAGUUUUAUAAAGAAGGCGCUACCCGCCAAGUUCCCCAGUUCUCCCCAAAAGUCGACGACCGACGCUAUACCUAUCAGGACGAACGGACCCCCGAAACUACCUCUCCUGAAUCAGGACCUAGAACUGUCCCUGAGAAACCUGCUGUUUCAACUACGACCUUUCAAGCAAAGCAUGAGCAAAGCGGCGCAAUUCUCGAGUGGCGACAACAGCCAAAACGAACCCAAACGUGGGAAAGAGCAGGUCCAAAAAGCUCAUCCAACUCUAGCCAAAAAUCUAAAAUCAACUGGAGGAAGCACGUACAAACCUCCAGCUCGCAGAAGAUUCUCCCUUCAUACCAAUACUACGAAACCCAAGCUUGCCUGGAUCCCAUGAACGUCCUGCUACCAAGUGCCGACAGAGUUCUGGAGCUGCAAGAACCAGCCGAGCCAGUUCAGGAUCUGUGGGCCGCCGAAAAGAAGAAGAAGAAAGUCAUGUACUACUAA